This is a messenger RNA of Sesamum indicum (sesame), 3371 nucleotides long. Lineage: Eukaryota; Viridiplantae; Streptophyta; Magnoliopsida; Lamiales; Pedaliaceae. The record is from RefSeq and is a predicted model, not a curated record.
AAGAGAGUAACUUAGCGCCAUAACCUUUACACAAAAAUCACUUUCUCCCAUUUUCUUGGGCUUCUCAUCUUCAACAAAAAUACACACACAAUUGCACAUACUAACACACAGAGUGGGUUGUGUUUUCGUCCCCCUCAUCUAAUCAGAAUUAAGGGAGGCGUAGAUUGGGAGCAUCUUCAAGAUCAUGUCUUCUACAGUGAAAGACAUAUUGAUAAGGUCUACAGCUAAUGAUGUGUACACAAGAAGAAUACUCAAGGAGAAAUAUGGGGAUCAAAUUGAUCUUCUCGGGGUGAACCCUUCUCGCACCAGAGUGAGCCGGUGGUCCAGUCGGGCUCGAGCCACUCGGUGCCAUGGUUCCAGGAUGGAGGCAAGCGGGUUCACGAGACCAGAGCCUGGAAGAAGAGAGCCCACUCCACCUGCACAGGCCAUACUCACUCCAGUCUCGGACCCCACCCCUACUACUAAAAAGAGGGUAUUCACUUUUGGCAAGGGAAGGAGCGAGGGAAACAAGGGCAUGAAGUCCUUGUUGGGAGGAAAAGGUGCGAACCUUGCUGAAAUGGCGAGCAUCGGGCUGUCUGUGCCACCAGGACUCACCAUCUCUACUGAGGCAUGUCAAGAGUAUCAGAAAAUAAGGAGGAAGCUUCCAGAUGGAUUGUGGAAAGAGAUAUUAGAAGGUCUGAAGAUAGUGGAGAAUGAUAUGGGAGCCGUACUAGGUGAUCCGUCCAGGCCGCUCCUCCUUUCCGUUAGAUCUGGUGCCGAAAUUUCUAUGCCUGGCAUGAUGGACACGGUUCUGAAUCUCGGACUCAACGAUAGUGUGGUUGCUGGUUUAGCUGCAAAAAGUGGCGAGCGGUUUGCGUAUGAUUCAUAUAGGCGGUUCCUGGACAUGUUUGGGGAUGUGGUUUUGGGCAUUUCGCAUUCAUUAUUUGAGGAAAAACUUGAAAAGAUGAAGAAUGCAAAAGGCGUAAAGCAAGAUACUGAUCUGACCGCCUCCGAUCUAAAAGAGCUGGUGGAGGAAUACAAGGGUGUCUAUCUUGAAGCUAAGGGUGAAAAGUUCCCAUCAGAUCCAAAAAAACAGCUAGAAUUGGCUAUCAGAGCAGUUUUUGAUUCAUGGAACAGUCCACGGGCCAUAAAAUACCGGAACAUUAAUCAAAUAACUGGGUUGAAGGGAACUGCUGUAAACAUUCAGUGCAUGGUAUUUGGAAACAUGGGAAACACUUCAGGAACGGGCGUUCUCUUCACUAGGAACCCAAGCACCGGGGAAAAGGCGCUCUACGGCGAGUUUCUAAUUAAUGCCCAGGGAGAAGAUGUUGUUGCUGGAAUUAGAACACCGGACGACUUGGACACCAUGAAGAAUUGCAUGCCUGAAGCUUAUGAGGAACUCUUAGAAAAUUGUGAAAUAUUAGAGAGGCAUUACAAAGAUAUGAUGGACAUUGAAUUUACUGUACAGGAAAAGAAACUAUGGAUGUUGCAAUGUAGAAGUGGAAAGCGUACGGGUAAUGGUGCUGUGAAGAUUGCUGUAGACAUGGUAAAUGAAGGGCUUGUUGAUACUCGUGCUGCAAUGAAGUUGGUGGAACCACAGCAUCUUGAUCAGCUUCUUCAUCCACAGUUUGAGAAUCCAUCUUCCUACAAAGACUAUGUCAUAGCAAAGGGCUUGCCUGCAUCCCCUGGUGCCGCAGUUGGACAGGUUGUUUUCAAUGCCGAAGAUGCUGAGGCAUGGCAUUCUCAGAUUUUUAUAUCUCUGAAGGUGAGAACCGAAACAAGUCCAGAGGACGUUGGGGGCAUGCAUGCUGCCGUUGGCAUUUUGACAGCAAGAGGCGGCAUGACAUCUCAUGCAGCCGUGGUAGCCCGAGGAUGGGGGAAAUGCUGCGUUUCUGGUUGCUCUGACAUACGUGUGAAUGAUUCUGAGAAGGUGGUCUUGAUCGGAGACAAAGUAGUGAAAGAAGGAGACUGGAUAUCACUUAAUGGCUCUACAGGAGAAGUGAUCUUGGGUAAACAGGCGCUCGCUCCUCCAGCCAUGACUGGGGAUUUGGAGAUUUUCAUGUCCUGGGCGGACGAGAUUAGGCGACUUAAGGUCAUGGCAAAUGCUGAUACACCUGAAGAUGCACGCACCGCUAGGAAUAAUGGAGCUCAAGGGAUUGGUUUGUGUAGGACAGAGCACAUGUUCUUUGCUUCUGAUGAGAGGAUUAAGGCUGUGAGAAAGAUGAUAAUGGCAAUUACACCUGAACAGAGGAAAGCAGCUCUAGACUUGUUAUUGCCUUACCAACGGGCUGAUUUCGAGGGAAUUUUCCGUGCAAUGGAUGGUCUUCCAGUGACUAUCCGGCUCCUAGACCCUCCACUCCAUGAAUUCCUGCCAGAGGGUGAAAUAGAGCAGAUUGUCCAAGAACUAACUGUUGAUACAGGCAUGAGCGAAGAAGAAGUUUACUCGAGAGUUGAAAAGUUGUCAGAAGUGAAUCCCAUGCUUGGAUUUCGAGGAUGCAGGCUUGGUAUAUCGUACCCUGAGCUUACAGAAAUGCAGGUUCGUGCAAUAUUUCAGGCUGCCAUCUCUUUAACCAACCAGGGUGUUGAAGUCUUUCCAGAGAUAAUGGUUCCCCUUAUCGGAACACCUCAGGAAUUGAGUCAUCAGGUGAGUUUGAUUCGUGAUGUUGCAAGAAGGGUGUUCGAGGAGAUGAGUACUACAUUGAGCUAUAAAGUGGGCACCAUGAUAGAGAUUCCUAGAGCUGCUUUAGUUGCCGAUGAGAUUGCAAAGGAAGCAGAGUUUUUCUCCUUCGGGACAAAUGAUCUCACACAAAUGACAUUCGGAUAUAGCAGAGACGAUGUCGGCAAAUUUCUUCCUAUAUACUUGGCAAAGGGCAUUCUCCAAAACGACCCAUUUGAGGUCCUCGACCAGAAAGGCGUGGGUCAACUCAUCAAGGUGGCAACGGAAAGAGGCCGUACAGCUAGGCCAAGCCUCAAGGUCGGAAUCUGUGGAGAACACGGUGGGGAGCCAUCUUCUGUUGCCUUCUUUGCAGCAGCUGGACUUGAUUACGUUUCGUGCUCUCCUUUCAGGGUGCCAAUUGCAAGGUUGGCCGCAGCUCAAGCUGCAGUUUGAGGUAGAAACAUGCUUCAUUGGGUUCUCCUUAAUAAGUAGUUGCACAUAAACAAUAAACCUUAGCAUCUUUGAGGUAUUUGUCAUAUAGAUAAGAUCCUCGACAUUGGAAGAGGACGCAACGUGAAAAACCAAAAAAAAAACAAAAAAAGGAGGGGAGAACCAAUGUAAAAUGUGAAAGCUCUAUGGAGCUCUGUAAUUGUAAAUGCGUUCAGAUUCCGGACCAAAAUUACAGCCUAUGUUUUGCUGUAAGAGAGUGAUUUCAGUGUUUCAUUCUUUGGAUGUA